UUAACACUCCGCGAAUUGUACUCGGAAAUUAACCAGCGGGUCUGUUAUUUAAUUGUUUUUCCUAACGGCAAUGGCGUUUGCCAAUAUCGUGAGACGUUCGGUUGGCACCGGAUUGGGGUUGCUCAGGGGACAACCAGCUGCGGCAACAGCAGGAAGCACCGUGUUCGGAUCGCAACAGCAGCGCGGUGCCGCAAAAUGGUACCCAGAUCCCGAGUUUAUGAAGCAAUUCAGCGGUGCUGUGAUGUAUCCUGACGAGGUUACCUCGCUGUGGAAAGUGCCACCAUGGAACAGUAAAGUCACUCCUGUAGAGAAAUCAGUUCGAAAUCUGACUCUAAACUUUGGUCCCCAACAUCCCGCUGCGCACGGUGUGCUUCGGUUAGUACUCGAACUAGAUGGCGAAACUGUAAUGCGUGCCGAUCCCCACAUUGGUCUGCUCCACCGUGGCACUGAAAAACUCAUCGAGUACAAGACCUACACGCAGGCGUUGCCCUACUUUGAUCGCCUGGACUAUGUGUCCAUGAUGUGCAAUGAGCAAUGCUACUCGUUGGCUGUGGAGAAGCUGCUCAACAUCGAUGUGCCUCUAAGAGCAAAGUAUAUCCGAACUCUGUUUGCGGAGAUUACACGCAUCCUGAACCACAUAAUGGCAGUGGGUACACAUGCGUUGGACGUAGGUGCGUUGACACCAUUCUUCUGGCUUUUCGAGGAACGCGAAAAGAUGAUGGAAUUUUAUGAACGUGUUUCUGGUGCUCGCAUGCAUGCUGCUUACAUUCGGCCAGGAGGUGUCUCAUUGGACAUGCCUCUAGGUCUGAUGGACGACAUCUACGAGUUUGCUUCGAAAUUCGCGGAGCGUUUGGACGAAGUUGAAGAUGUGCUUAGCACGAAUCGUAUCUGGGUGCAACGUACCGAAGAUAUUGGCAUAGUCACUGCAGAAGAAGCUCUUAAUUACGGAUUCAGUGGCGUAAUGCUGCGAGGCUCUGGCAUUAAGUGGGAUCUCCGCAAGCAGCAGCCUUACGAUGCUUACCAUCUGGUGGACUUUGAUGUGCCCAUCGGUACCAAGGGUGAUUGCUACGAUCGCUAUUUGUGCCGUGUGGAGGAGAUGCGUCAGUCAUUGCGCAUUAUAGAUCAAUGUCUUAACCAAAUGCCUGCUGGGGAAAUUAAGACGGAUGACGCUAAAGUAACUCCUCCGUCUCGAGCGGAAAUGAAGACAUCAAUGGAGGCUCUAAUCCACCACUUUAAGCUCUUCACCCAGGGCUAUCAAGUGCCACCCGGUGCCACCUACACUGCUAUCGAGGCGCCCAAGGGCGAGUUUGGUGUCUACCUAGUAGCGGAUGGCUCCAGCCGCCCCUAUCGGUGCAAGAUCAAAGCUCCUGGAUUUGCCCAUUUGGCAGCAUUGGAGAAGAUUGGUAAGCAGCACAUGUUGGCCGAUGUCGUCGCCAUUAUUGGUACUUUGGACGUGGUGUUUGGCGAGAUUGAUCGAUAGAAUAAUCAAAUGAAUUGUCUUUAAACGAAAUAUGAGUUAUUAAAACAUCGUAAUUACUUAUA
Messenger RNA from Drosophila willistoni, 1542 nucleotides. RefSeq names its product NADH-ubiquinone oxidoreductase 49 kDa subunit (gene ND-49). NCBI's taxonomy places the organism in Eukaryota, Metazoa, Arthropoda, Insecta, Diptera, Drosophilidae. Gene Ontology annotation, biological process: mitochondrial electron transport, NADH to ubiquinone. The record is from RefSeq and is a predicted model, not a curated record. Gene Ontology annotation, molecular function: quinone binding; NADH dehydrogenase (ubiquinone) activity; NAD binding. The transcript has 4 exons. Bases 71 to 1480 code for a protein of 469 amino acids.